Capra hircus (goat) is the source of this 735-nucleotide messenger RNA. Its product is annotated as NKG2D ligand 1-like. NCBI's taxonomy places the organism in Eukaryota, Metazoa, Chordata, Mammalia, Artiodactyla, Bovidae. The record is from RefSeq and is a predicted model, not a curated record. The coding region runs from base 1 to 681 and encodes 226 amino acids. Gene Ontology annotation, biological process: immune response; positive regulation of T cell mediated cytotoxicity; antigen processing and presentation of endogenous peptide antigen via MHC class Ib. The transcript is spliced from 2 exons. Gene Ontology annotation, cellular component: external side of plasma membrane.
AUGGUGUGUGUUGUGGGGUGUCAUUGCUCUGUCAGCCCACCCUGCACUUUAAUCUGCUCUCACAUAACUGAGGGAAGGGGCCUCAGGGUCUUUUUUUCCCCAACCUCACCCUCACUGUGUUUUGCCUUCACAGACACUCAUUCUCUUUCCUAUAAUUUCACCAUCAAUCCGCAGCCCAGAGAUGAUCAGCCAUGGUGUGAGGUUCAAGGAGAAGUUGAUCAAAAGGUCUUUCUCUCCUAUGACUGUGGUACAGCUAAGAUCAAGUACAUGAGUCCACUGGGAGAGGAAGUGAAAAGUAUGAAUGCCUGGGAAGCGCAGACUGUCACACUCAGAGACACUGGAGACUUGCUCCAGGGGCAGAUGCCUGACGGUACACCGGAGAAUCACACAGACAAGGGCCCUCUGACCCUGCAGGCCAGGAUGACAUGCUGGCGUGAAGACAAUGGACACACCAGUGCAUCCUGGGAGUUUGGCUUCAAUGGACAACUGUGCCUCCUCUUUGAUUCGGAGAAUGGACACUGCACAGUGGUUCAUCCUGGAGGGAGGCGGAUGAAAGAGAAAUGGGAGAACGACAGGGCUGUGACGGACUUCUUCAGGACGGUCUCCAUGGGAGCCUGUCAGGCCUGGCUUCAGGCUUUCUUAGUGCGCUGGGUGAAAAUGCUGAAGACCUCGGGUAAGUGAGAAGAGUAGGAGAAAGUGGUCGUCCUCUCAUGGUGACAUGGACCCACUCCCGUG